Notothenia coriiceps (black rockcod) is the source of this 702-nucleotide messenger RNA. Its product is annotated as interferon alpha-inducible protein 27-like protein 2A. The annotation marks the transcript as partial. Lineage: Eukaryota; Metazoa; Chordata; Actinopteri; Perciformes; Nototheniidae. The transcript is spliced from 2 exons. Gene Ontology annotation, cellular component: mitochondrial membrane. The record is from RefSeq and is a predicted model, not a curated record. Gene Ontology annotation, biological process: release of cytochrome c from mitochondria; intrinsic apoptotic signaling pathway.
CCAUUAGCUGGAGGAGCAGCCACUGUGUUGGCGACUCCUGCUAUUCUAGCUGCCUUAGGUUUUACUGCAGGUGGAAUAGCAGCCGGCUCCAUUGCUGCCAAACUAAUGUCGAUGGCUGCAGUUGCUAAUGGAGGAGGCGUUGCAGCAGGAAGUCUGGUGGCAAUCUUGCAGUCAAUUGGGGCUACAAUUGGAGCUGUGACUGGAACUGCGACUGUAGUUGCGACAGCGACUGGAGCUGCGGCUGGAGUAGCUGUGGCUGGAGCUGGAGAAACUGUUGCAUGGAUGCUGUCAACCAUUUGUCACCAGAUCUAAUAAAGAUUUAGAGCAUGGAUAUGAGACGCAUUUAAUCUUCACCUAAUGGAGACAAAUACUCAUUUUGUGUAUCUGUACUGUGAUGAAUGUCAAAUACCAACAUUAAACUGUGUAUUCCAUGGCUUAAAUAUUUGAGCAUCAAUCCAGAAGCAAUUAUAUUGUUAUGAUGAAAUUAAAAGUAACAUAUCCAAUUUUCAUCUUGUAAUCUAUUAUUUGUAUAAGCCAAAAGUGUGUUUUAUAAUGUGGAAGAUGAUGCCUGCAUAGUGUCAUUUGCAGGAUGUGAAUUAGCUCUUAUAAAUCUUUGUUUUUACACUAUAACUGAAUCGGAAGGCAUUAACAUGAUGCUUCUGUGCUCUGUGAGUACUUUUAUCUUAUUAUGCGGGCAAUUCU